GGUGAACAGAAUAAAGUCUAUGAAGACUAAAAUUUACGUAAAAAACAAUAAUUUAGAGACAAAUCAAAAAGAAAACACAUGUGACCACUUUCAAAGCAGAACAGUGGACACAAGAGUAAUAAUAUUAUUUCAUCACUCACUUUCUCGACUCUAUAUAAAGACACUCGCAUUUUCAUAUUUUCCACACUAACUUACAAAACAUGUCUUCUUCGUUUCUCUCUUCCACUGCUUCUUUCUUUAUCGUUCUUCUCUAUCUGGCUUCCUGCCAUGUCUCUGAUGGAGCUCAACAAGCUACUUACAUCGUUCACAUGGCAAAAGCUCAGAUGCCCUCGACCUUCGACCACCAUUCUCUCUGGUACGAUUCCUCACUCCGGUCCGUAUCAGACUCUGCUGAAAUGCUCUACACUUACAACAAUGCGAUUCAUGGAUUCUCCACUCGUCUUACUCCCGAAGAAGCCGACUCCCUCAUGACCCAACCUGGUGUCAUCUCGGUUCAACCUGAGCAGCAGUACGAGUUACACACCACCCGAACUCCACAAUUCCUCGGUCUCGACUUACACAGUGCAGCCCUAUUCCCUGAAACCAGCGCAGCCAGCGACAUCGUCAUCGGAGUUCUCGACACUGGUGUUUGGCCAGAGAGCAAAAGUUUUUCAGACGAAGGAUAUGGUCCUAUUCCGUCUACCUGGAAAGGCGAAUGCGAGGCUGGGACUAACUUCACGGCUUCGCUCUGUAACCGCAAACUAGUCGGAGCUAGGUUCUUCGUUCAGGGUUACGAAGCAGAUAAUGGAAAAAUCAACGAAACCGUAACGUUGAGAUCGCCUAGAGACGAGGAUGGUCACGGAACACACACGGCGUCAACUGCGGCUGGAUCCGUCGUGGAAGGAGCUAAUUUUUUAGGCUUCGCUAAUGGAACGGCACGUGGGAUUGCUCAUCGCGCUCGAGUGGCUGUUUACAAAGUUUGUUGGGAAAAUGGUUGCGUGAGCUCAGAUAUUUUAGCUGGAAUCGAUAAAGCCAUCGACGAUAAUGUAAACGUUCUCUCCAUCUCUCUCGGCAGUAAAAAUAAAGUAACGGAUUAUUAUAAACACCAUACUACCAUUGGAGCAUUCUCGGCCAUGGAAAAAGGGAUCUUCGUUUCCUGCGCUGCUGGUAAUUCUGGUCCCAGCCCAUCCAGUUUAUCGAACGAAGCUCCGUGGUUGACUACUGUUGGUGCUGGUACAUUAGACCGUGAUUUUCCCGCGCUCGCAAUUCUCGGCAACGGGAAUAACUAUACUGGAGUUUCUUUGUUUAAAGGAGUUGCACUUCCCGCUAAAUUGUUGCCAUUUGUUUACGCCGGGAGUGCUAGUAAUGCUGCUGAUGGAAAGUUUUGUUUCUUAGGAACACUUAUUCCGGAGAAGGUAAAGGGGAAGAUCGUGUUGUGCGAUAGAGGAUCAGGGAGUAAUACAAUUCUUAAAGGGCUGGUGGUGAGAGCUGCUGGUGGACUCGGUAUGAUUCUUGCGAAUACAGCAGAGGAAGACGGAGAAGAGGCUACCGCGGAGCCUCACUUCUUACCGACGACCUCUGUGGGACAGAAAGCCGGCGACAUUAUCCGACACUACGUCUUGACCGAUCCGAAUCCCACCGCUUCAAUCUUGAUUCAAGGAACUCUCCUCAACAUCCAGCCGUCCCCGGUGGUGGCGGCGUUUAGCUCGCGAGGACCUAACUCGAUAACGCCCAACAUUCUCAAGCCGGAUUUCAUCGCUCCGGGAGUCAAUAUCUUGGCCGCGUGGACCGGAGCUAUUAGUCCUACCGGCUUCUUUUUCGAUCCUCUCCGUGUGGAAUUCAACAUCAUCUCAGGAACGUCCAUGUCUUGCCCUCACGUGAGCGGGUUAGCCGCUCUUCUCAAGUCUGUGCAUCCUGAAUGGAGCCCCGCGGCGAUUCGAUCGGCUCUCAUGACCACCGCUUACAAUACCUACAAAGACGGAAAACCGAUCCUCGACAUCGCGACGGGUAAACCUUCAACGCCGUUCGAGCACGGUGCAGGACACGUGUCACCUACGAGGGCCAUCAAUCCAGGACUCAUCUACGAUCUAACAACUGAAGAUUAUAUAGAUUUCCUCUGCGCAUUGAACUACAAUUCGUCGCAGCUCAUAAUCCUGUCGAGAGGCAAUCACACUUGCGACUCAAGCAAAACGUACUCCGUCGCUGAUCUAAACUAUCCCUCGUUCGCCGUUAACGUCCAUGGGUCCAACACUUAUAAGUACACACGCACUGUUACAAACGUGGGAGGAGCUGGCUCAUACUCGGUUAAAGUAACGUCGGAGACAACAGCAGUUAAUAUAUUGGUUGAACCGACAGUUUUGAAUUUCAAAGAAGUCAACGAGAAGAAAUCGUAUGCGGUAACGUUUACCGUAGAUUUGUCUAAGCCUUCAGGGUCUAACAGCUUUGGGAGCAUCGACUGGUCAGAUGGGAAACAUGUGGUGGCCAGUCCCGUGGCGAUUAGCUGGACUUAG
Eruca vesicaria subsp. sativa (arugula) is the source of this 2489-nucleotide messenger RNA. NCBI's taxonomy places the organism in Eukaryota, Viridiplantae, Streptophyta, Magnoliopsida, Brassicales, Brassicaceae. The record is from the annotation of a GenBank genome assembly.